Cyclopterus lumpus (lumpfish) is the source of this 6550-nucleotide messenger RNA. RefSeq lists its product as uncharacterized. The transcript has 12 exons. The record is from RefSeq and is a predicted model, not a curated record. Bases 4346 to 6406 code for a protein of 686 amino acids. Lineage: Eukaryota; Metazoa; Chordata; Actinopteri; Perciformes; Cyclopteridae.
UGGACACUUUCGAAACGCCAUACGAGGAAGCGGCUGCAUUUAUUGAAUGCACGGUCUGUGAUAAAUCCAUAAGGGGGGAUACCUUGUACAAGAUACACCUGACGACACCAGGACAUAGAAAGGUACCCGGCACAGUUGACUGGUGCAGAGAGCUGUGUAGUCUAUGAACGACGUGUUGAUUUGAAUGCAGCUUAAACACCCAGUGAGAGACAUAUAGGCAGUGAGCACUAUACUGUGACUUGUGUUUUUUUCUCCAUGUCCUCUUUUUAUUCAGUCACAGGUCUUCCACAGGUCCAAGAUCAAACUUAAAACAAGAAGCAUCCACAAGUCAUAUUACACAAUCUUUCCAAGCCAUCUGCAACAUCUGGGGACUUCUUUUUUCCCCCAAGAUCUCAGAGUGUUUUAUUUCUCAUUAAUUGCCUGCUGGUAUAUCCUGGGACCUUACUUACUUCUGUUGUGCUAGCCAAACCCUAUGCAUUUUAUUAUGCCACGGUGUUCCACAUUUCUUCUUGGGCAGACGUGAAGCUGAACCAUGCCAUGACUGCAUGUGUGUACACUGUUCAGUCCCUUCUUAGCAACAAGCAACCAGGCAAAAUGAAUGGUUACCAACGUUUAUCUUUGACCAUCAUGAAGACUCAUUUUGGAGGAGUGCAGUGUCUUGGUGGAGUGCACCUUGCAGUAAGUUACACAUAAGAAAGCAGCCAGACGGACCAAUACGACUUGAUCUACAUUUCUGUCUCGAAUCAUCACAUGUUGAUGAUUGUGAUGGACACAACCUUUGUACAAGAGCAGCAGGUUUUUUAAACAUACUUUGCUCCACAAAAUGUCGCCGUUUUCGAUUUUUAAAGCAACCAUUUGUUCUUUUGGAGGUCAACACCUAUAGAUCAACCUGCAUUUUUCUUGAUCCUUGCCAGUCAGGUAUUGAGACUCAAGGCAACAAAUACAUCUUAUUGCCAUCAAUCUUUCUCUCACACCACAGGAAUGGUUUUGAUGGUUUGCACAAUGCAAGCCGUAAAGUCUGAACACUGCAUUGAUUUGCGCUUGAUAACUAUCUUCAAUGGAGCCUGGUCCUUCUUUGUGGUGUCACAUGGAGGGUGUGCUUAAUCCUCUGUCUCACUGUAUGUGAACAUGUUAUGGCAAAUUUCUUUGCUUGCCUUGUAUAGAAAAUAUGUUUUCAAACUCCCUCUAGAAACUUGCCAGCUCGAGGACAUUCUGCAAAUCUUCUUCUGUGGCUUUCAAUUCACCAAAAGCUGCAGCACUCCGAGCCAAAACAAGUGGAACCGUCAAAAUGUUUCUGCAUUGGACGGUUUUAUGUUGUGCGAAGCAGCAAAUCAUGAGCAACUCUGAAGAUUUGUGUGUUGUUGGGAAGCGUCGACAACUGACCUCAGAUUCAAUUCUUUCUAUCUGUUAACUGAUAAAUCAGACCUGGACUACAAAUGGGAAAUAAUGAUGGACAAUAGUUUGACAACUGAGCAUUACAGACUGUCCACGCUAUCUAGCUCCAGUAGCUCGUCAGUAGCUUCAGUCUUUAGUCGGUGUCUAUUGUCUACACGGGAAGCAUUCAGAUGAGGGAUGGACAUUUCUUUUCCAGAUUUCUAGGAGAUUCCUGUGGGAUUUUCAUCAAUUUCACGAUUUCCGAAAGUAAACUGGACCGCUGGGAAGGGAAUCAUAAUGAUAACAAUACAACAAUAUUGCUGGAAUUUCUUUACCCUUUCAUGGUAUUGAAACGGGCUAAGAGGUUUUUUUGAGGCAGUGGAGUGAAAGUCCGCUCCCUUGUCACCCUUUAGUUCACACACCGUACUGGUGUGUGGUCAGCUGUGUUCACUGUCAGAGCUCACCGCCCGAUACACGAUCACUUAUGCUCGUAAGCAAAAGUUGCUUAAACAUUGGUCAAGCGUGUGUUUGGGUCGUGUUGACGGAAACUGUAUACUGCUUUUCUGUAUAUAGAUAUUCAUCUUCACGGCGAUAUGUAGGCCUACUUUUACUGCGCCUCAAGUGGGCCAUGGUUUUGGUCAACCAUUAUUGUUAAGAAAUAUAUUUAUCCAUGAUAUAACCCUUUCUCUCUUUGUAGCACUGAUUGACUUAAUGUUGUUGCUCUCCUUUCGUCCCUGCCAGAAAGAGGAUGUCCUUGUUGCUUCGGGUAAGUAGACUUCACCUUCAGCUUUGUCAUUUUGUUCUCGAUCAUCAAUGGCUGUGAUCCUCUCAGAAUGACUACGAAAGGACUUUAGUUAGACUGUAUUGUACUGCGAGAAUGUGUGCAAGCGCUUUAUUGACAUAUAGAAACUUAAAGUUCGCUUUUAAAAAAAAAAUCUUUAUGCAUUACAGCCAAAAGACCGUCUCCACAACUUGAUGUGGGCUUUUUGUCCCUGGCUAUUUUCAUGCUUUGGCUUAGACCCUUAAUUCCAGUUAAGGGGAAUCUUGACUCACCUGCACAAAGACCUGAUCGUACCCCACUGAACACCUUCAUGAUGAAUGGCUUUGCAGCCAGGCCUCAUUGCCCAACGUCAGUGCGAGACCUCACUCAUGCGUGUUGCAGUAACUGGCUCAACAGCCGUUUGAAUCCAGCACGUGUGAUUGCCAGACGAAUGGAGGUCUUGUGCCAGAACGAACACAUCAUUCUGGGGACUGAAACCAGCCAAAGCUAGCCAGAGUGUAGCUAACUGGAUUGUCAGUUCAGAUGUCCACAUGGACAUUUUGUUAAUGUUGGAGGACAGGCGGUCCACUGGGUCUUGAGCAGUGAGAUAAUGGCUCUAUAGUCAAAUCAGGCUGGAGAGCAGGACGAGAGUCAAAAAACUCAGAAGACUGAAGGAUAGGCAGCGUUCUUCUCCUUCCUUUUUUUGAAUGUGCCGCUCAACAUAAUUAAGUUCAGGGUCUUCGACUGUAAUCCCAUUAUGUCAGCGUGCACUGGGCUUCUUAACAUUACUUUAUAGUAAUAGUGCGCACCGUUAACUUUACAAUCUUUUUUUAGUACGCAGUCACUGAUUGUGAAGUACAAAAUGACCUCCAAUCGGAUUUACCAGUGGGAGAACCAUUAUUAAAAAAUGCCAUCUGGACGAGAUCCAGCCUCAGACGUAAAGGCAUCAGAAACUUGGAUUGCACAAGAGCCGAGCUUUGCCCGCUUUGAGCCGUCCGGGGGAGAGGCUUCUUCUGCUGUGUGGUCUGAUUUGUCAGUUUUGACUCGGUGAGCACAGCUGGCUAGCUCUGAGAAUGCGCCUCACUUUCUUAAGUGGGCCUCUUGAGAACAUGUAUAAAGAUCCCUGUGUCAUUACCCUUACACAGAGAGUUUUACAUUUUCACAAGUUAGCUUUGUGAACGCUGACAGUCUUCGUCAGAGUUUGACUUCAGACCUGUUGUUGCCUGCUAGCUGAGAGUGUGCGCGCCCUCUACUGGUGUCCUUUGAGUCAACAGAAAUAUCACUGAUCCACCCAUUAUACAAAUGGGAGGAGGGGCGGGGGACACAUGCCUUUAUGGCUGCUCCAAAACUUAUUGUAGCCAAAUUUGGUGGCUACAUAAGUUCCUGUGGUGCUGGAACAUCAGCAUGACCUCCGCGUUUCAAACGUGCUGAUAGUUGGGUAGGUGGGUUCAAAAUGGAAGAAAAGGUAUGUUCAUGUGUGUUGCAUGUAUAAGAGACACGGCCACGAAAAGGUUUCCGACUGACUCCUGUGCACGUGUGUUUGUGUGCUGCCUGUGGAGGAAUGUUCCACAUUCAGCUGUGGGAUAAUGUGGUUCAUGCUCAAAUAUAGAAAGGUGGACUUCAGUUUGUUUAGAUUGAGCAAAGAGCUGUGGCAUGCUCAUGCUUAAGGUAAAUACACCUUUUUUUGGACUCUAUUUUGGUUGUUUUUUUUUGGGACGUAGGAAAAAAAUAUUUUUUCCCUUCAAUGUUGGUUUUGGCGGUAACAUCAGCAUUCAACAGCCUUUGUCUUUAAGAUGUCACGGUAGGUCAGAAAGUAAUGCCUCCAAAGGUGUUAAGUGUUUGUCUUCCAUAAAAUCAUGGUGUUUAUGAACCUGAAGACAGUCGCACAGCAACACCAAACGAGUCAUGAUGACCUCCCUGCUGAUGUAAGUAGAGCAGAAUUUGAAGACUGAAGCGUUGGAGAUCAUACAAAAAACAUAUAUGGUUACCGGUACUCAUUUGCAGCAUUUAGAUUUCUGACGUCAAUACAAAGAACUUUCCUCUGCAGUGAAGAUGGACCUGGGUCUGCCCCUUGGGACCUGGUCGCUGCCGGAGUCUGAGUUGAUGGACUUUCUGGUGAAUUUGCAGGAUUUCAUCUGAAUCCGACACGGGUUUGCUGUCAGACACCCCCGCAUACCGGAAUUUGAGGACAUAUUACAAUAUCUGGUUUACAUGAAGCUUGAUGAGCCCAUCAUUGGUUUGAACUAUUUGGAGGAACUACCUUGUAAUGAUCCACAGACAGGCCCCAAAUACCUAUGUAAGCUCUGUCACCAGAAGGCAAACCUAUCGGAAAUGGUUCAUCAUGUGAUUGGACGUAAACACCGACAGAAAUAUGUGGAACUGAAACGGCCAGACUUGGUGACGUGGAACAAACAAUCCAUAAUAACCCACGGAGGGAAGAUUGUACGAGCCAGAGCCGAGAUAAUAGAGAGACAGGAUGGACGAGGAACUCCAGUGCUAAUGGCGAAAAUGGGGAUUGAGAACCAAUGUAAUCUCUCAAGAGUUCCCCCAAGGCCAAAUAAAAAUAGGGAUCGGAACCUUUUACAGAGUUUGACCCAACAAGAUGUGCCGUCCCUCCUACCAGACCUCGAGGGCUAUCGGGAUGACUACUCUCACUCAGGGAGGUAUCCCCCAGGUCACCCAGAUACAGCCCCAUUGCGUCCACAAGACACUUACAUGUUGGACAGAAACAGGCCGAUGUACCAACAGGAGGACACUCUCAGCCAUGGCCGCAUGGAAGAGGAGCUGCAGAGGGCAGAUCACAGGGAAAGUUCUAUGUACAGAAGAGAGUAUAUGGACCCAGAUUAUCGGACAAAGUAUGAAGAGGAAUAUGUUGACGAUCCACAAAGAAGAGCCAGACCAGAGCCAGGUGGUGAUUCCAGGUUUGGUUUAAGGCAGGAGAUGCCUCGUGGCCAUGCCCAGCAUGGAGAGUAUUACCCAGAUGAGGCUACUUCUUCCAGAAAGCCCUAUCCAGAAAGGGAUCCACUGAAAGAGUUCUACACUGAGGAAGUUCAGAGGUGUGGGCGAGUUUCUUCUGAGUACCCGCCCUCUCAGCCGGUGGACCUAAUAAGAGAUGAGCAGCGGUGUUCUCUGAACUGGGAAUCUGGCAGACGUGAAAGUAUGAAUGGAGCCGGCAGGCAGAGAUCGACUCAUCCAGAGGCCAAGAGAAGCAGCUUUUCCACAUCUAUGGAGAGUGACCAGACGCCUGAUGGCCUUUUGUUUAAUUUCGUCAGAGAUUAUCGUCAUGAAAUGAGAAAAGCAUAUCAAGAGGAGGCAGUUGCCAACCCUGGGCAGAGCAGAACAGGAACCCCUUCCACCCAGAGACAAGUGGAGGCUACUAGGGCCAUAUCUGACAUCCCAGAGCCAUUCAGGCGUUUCCUGAAAGGGACCGCUAAUGAGGACGGAUACGGGAAAAGAAAAAGAAAGAGUCGCUUCUCUGAUGCCACUGCAGAGGAGGCGGAAACAACAAAGGAGAUGUUCAGUGAUGAGUAUGGACCUCCAAAUCCAAAGUUUGGCGGUCGUACUAGACCCGUCCAUGAAACACAACAUCCUGACCUCUACAUAGAACCACAGGGCCUGCGUCAUACUGAAAGCUACCAAAGAGAAGGCUCUGAGUCCAUGGGUGUCUUUGAUAUGCUAAACAACAUUGAAAUUGAAAAUGUGGAAGAGGCUGACUUCCUGAAGAACAAACUUUGCGACCUUCUGAAAGAAUUCAAGACCAAAAAAUCUGAGAAAGCCGUGCAAAAUAACCACGGUCGAGUAGCCAUCUCCAAAAACUACAACAGCUUUAACCCGGACCCCGAGCUGUCGCCAAGACAUCAUUACGACACAACCCACAGAGAAGAUUCAGACCUUAGACGACCAGAAGACUACUUAAAAAAUGAUCACAGAGGAGGAGGCUGGCGACAGCAUGAGCAAGCACCUGAAGAUCAGCGAAAUGAAUACCUCCAUUCUGUACGCGGGGAGCCCGGACAGUCAAACAGAAGACGUUAUGAAGAGGUGUUUGGGUUGCCCAGGACGCAACAGGCUAGCCGUCCCGAUGAGCCAGCACGUAAUGCUGGUAGAUUUGAAGAACCCAUGCAUCCUUUAGACUACCCACAUGCUGCCGAGGAGUUUAUGGACUCCCGAUCCUCUGCAAUAGAACAAAGACACAGGAUGGAAAGGGGCCUUCGGUACUCCAACAACCUGGACAAAAUCACCUCCACCCUCUUGGAACUUGUGGCAAGGAAAUAAUUGACAUUGAAGUCCAGUAGACGUAUAUCCAGAGAUUUAAUAUGGUGCUUUUGUUUGAAAACGUAAUUUGAUAGCAAAGUUCAUUCUUCCUUGUUUGAUAAAUAUGUUUAAGUUUAACUGUGAAUAUUAAAACAUUUGUCUACA